CAAUUCAACAUCGUGCCGGUGUCAAAAAAAAGAUGUGCAGAAGGAAUGGAAAGGAAAGAUUACAUAUCGAAUUAAUUUGAUUGUUAUUGCGAUAAAUAAAAUUGUAUCACACGAGCCGAACGAAAUAAAUUACGUGGAACAUGCGUUCGACCAGAGGCAUCAUUCAAAUGGCUCAAUCCUCCAAAGCGUAUCUUCUAAACUUUUUCAAGACCAUGUCAAGGGCUGGAGAUGUAAAAACACCAAGAUUUGUUGAUAUCCAAAAUGAUAAUUCUUUUGGAAAAUAUGCUGUAGUUCAACCUUGGUUGGUUUCUGAAAAAGUUAUAGUACCUGCAUAUAUACCACAGCCAUCUUACAGUCAAUCGAUGAUACCCAAAAAUGGACCAACGACACCUGAAAUUAAAAACGAAUAUCAGAUAGAAUCCAUGAAGCAGAGUUGCAAACUCGCUGGUCGCAUUCUGCGUCAAGUUGGUGUAUUAAUUAAGCCAGGCAUUACAACUGACUUUCUCGACAAGCAAAUACAUGAUAUGAUCAUUGGCAAUGGCGCAUAUCCCAGUCCACUCAACUACCAUGGCUUUCCAAAGUCUAUCUGUACAAGUGUUAACAAUGUCGCUUGCCAUGGUAUUCCAGACAAUAGGCCUUUACAAGAAGGCGAUAUACUCAAUGUUGAUAUAACUGUAUAUCUCAAUGGUUAUCAUGGCGAUUGCUCAGCCAUGUUUCAAGUGGGUGAAGUAGAUUCUGAAGGCAAGCGAUUGAUAGCAGUCACAGAAUUAUGCUUGAAGUCAGCUAUUGAAAUAUGCAAACCAAAUCAACAUUUUUGCAAUAUUGGUAAUGUGAUAGAAGAAACAGCAAAUAAGCAUAAUUUUAAUGUAAUACCUGGACUUUUGGGACAUGGUAUUGGAACUUACUUUCACGGUGCUCCAGACAUUUAUCACUUUGCAAAUGAUUUUCCUGAAAGAAUGAAAUCAGGUAUGACAUUUACUAUCGAACCAGCUUUAAGUCAAGGAACGACACAGAUUGAAAUUCUGGAAGAUGGAUGGACAGCUUGUACCAUUGAUAAUUCUAGAACAGCUCAAGUCGAACACACAAUUUUAAUAACUGAUACUGGAUGCGAAGUGUUAACACUUUAGUCUAUAAUCAUUUGUUAUCUUAUACCAAAAAUACUUAUUAUAUAUUAGUUCAAUUGUACAUAUAAAUUAAAUACAUAUACGUUUUAGUUUUUCGCAAGUAUCUGUAUUUUUAUGCGUAAAAAUAAAAGUAAAAUGUCUAUUA
This is a messenger RNA of Monomorium pharaonis (pharaoh ant), 1269 nucleotides long. Its product is annotated as methionine aminopeptidase 1D, mitochondrial. Lineage: Eukaryota; Metazoa; Arthropoda; Insecta; Hymenoptera; Formicidae. The coding region runs from base 141 to 1127 and encodes 328 amino acids. The record is from RefSeq and is a predicted model, not a curated record. Gene Ontology annotation, biological process: proteolysis. Gene Ontology annotation, molecular function: metalloaminopeptidase activity. The transcript is spliced from 6 exons.